CUGUCGCCUCUGGUCCAGCUCCAUUGCACAGCAGCUCCGUUGCACAUGUCCAUCGCCCCAAGCAGCAGUCGCCUCCCCUAGCGACCACGCACCAUCACAGAAGCAGCCUGCGAAUAUCGCGCGCCGUCUCGCUAAACUCCAUCUCGUCCUUCGGCGGAUUCUAGAAACUUUCCUUCGUCACAAUGGUACGAUGUGAAAACCCCAUACACGGCACCGGCUCUUCGUCGGCCUGUGGCCUCAUCGUGUCGCACAGUGUCCCGCCCGGGCGCACGCUCAGAUCCAACUCCGCGCCCAGGCCACAUCGGCCAGGGAGAAUGCAUGCGCCAUUAUCGACGCCGAGACUCCCGCUGCAUGAGCCACUACUAAGCCACCUUCACUUCCAGCGGGAACCGUCCAAGCUAACCGCCGUCAUCACAAUACAUGCCGUUAUCCGCUUACGCGACAACACCCAUACACUUUCCUUACCUUUCUCCAGAUCCAAAGGCCAAUCGCAGUAUCAUGUCGAUUUCAUUUCGAAUCCUUGCCAGCACGAAAACUUCAAUCCGGCUGUCCAUACCAUCUCAUCUCACUGAUCGUAUACAGUCACGCAAAAACAUCUUCCCGCCAAGCUUCACUAACCUUUACGCUGCAUGUCUCUUGAUGCUGUCCCCAACCGCGCAGAGCUUCAGCCCCUCCAUCCCCCACUUUUUCCAUCCGUAGCCGCGCUGAACACGCCCCUGGCUGUCUUGCACCCGUGGACACUGCAGUUGUCCCAUGUCGCUAGCCUGUUGCAAAUGGUGGUAGAACAGCGGCCCGCGCCGAGCUUUUGGCUGCGGACUGAUUUAAAAACCCCUCAUUGUC
Messenger RNA from Paraphaeosphaeria sporulosa, 840 nucleotides. RefSeq lists its product as uncharacterized. The record is from RefSeq and is a predicted model, not a curated record. The coding region runs from base 183 to 572 and encodes 129 amino acids. The transcript has a single exon. Lineage: Eukaryota; Fungi; Ascomycota; Dothideomycetes; Pleosporales; Didymosphaeriaceae.